Molecule: messenger RNA, 1398 nt
Organism: Psilocybe cubensis
Lineage: Eukaryota; Fungi; Basidiomycota; Agaricomycetes; Agaricales; Agrocybaceae
Exons: 6
Coding region: 1-1398 (465 amino acids)
Molecular function (GO): 2 iron, 2 sulfur cluster binding
Source: RefSeq, a predicted model, not a curated record
AUGGAGCAACUCCAGAUUGCCCCAUUACAUGAACUCCUUAGCCAUUUUCGAUAUAUGAUUACAUUGCGAUCACAGGAAGGCAAAUACCACUCUUUAAUCUUGUUUCGUCUGUCCACAGCGCAAGAUCCUGGGAUUAAAGACCUCCCCACUAGUGAAUCGUGCGGGUCCCAGACAGAUGACAUUUCCCUAUCUACCGGCCCAAGUUCAAAUCAACGACAGAUAUAUGUGAUGGAAUCUAGCUGUCCACAUCUGGGAGCAGACAUGUCUCAUGCAGAUAUCGAGGAAUGCGAGACUGGAUUGGUUGCCGUAUGUCCAUGGCAUAGGUAUGACUUUGACCUAAAGACAGGGAAGAGCGAAACAGGCCUAAAAGCGUGCACAUACGAUGUCGAAGUCAAGGUUGAUCUAAAAGAUGGGGUGGAGAAGGUUUAUAUGCAAACACCAGAGGAAGGAACGAAUUGGCGACUAGUCGAGUUACGACCUGUAUCAGAAGAAUUUGCGGAUCCACCGCCACCACCUAAAACCAUUCAGCAUUCAGAGGCGACGGUCCACGUCGAAACAGGAGAAAUAGAACCUGUUGUUCCACCAGUCAACCCCCCUAAAACACUCAUGCAAUGGGCGGUCCUCAUUCUAAAUACCCCGAAUCCUAGUUUGAAGGUAGAGCGUACCCGAUAUGCAGUCGACCUUUUCAGAACAGGCAAACUAAGCUCUAUUGGACACAAAUCCGCCAGUGCUCCCCGACCGCCAGACGUCCCUUCACGAGAUGUAUCUUAUACAAAAAACACCGUCGCACCCCAGAAGGUCAAGAGCCGUAAAAACCUUGCUGUGAUGUUGCAUGCACUGGCCAAUAUCGAACAAUGGGCCUCCUUACUCACUUCAAGACUUGCAGCCAUCUCACCAUCAACGCCAUACGGCAGCAUGCCUGUACAUGCAUCGCUCUGGGAGUCGGCCACCGUGACGUCGCAAUCUCUUCGUUCCAGACUUGCUAUAAUUCAUCUUGUGCAUGAAGCUCGCGGUUUGGACGUCAAUCCGGCCACUAUUGAGAGAUUCCGCAAAGCCGGAGAUCUGGAAACAGUCAAAGUCAUGGAGAUCAUCCAUGCCGACGAGGUCACGCACGUUACCUCGGGACACCGCUGGUUUACAUGGAUAUGUGCACAGGAAGGUGCAACUGAACCUGUAGCGGCUUUCAGAGACGAGGUGAGGAGAGGAUGGAGAGGCGACAUUAAAGGCCCUUUCAAUGUCGAUGACAGAGAAAAGGCCGGGUUGACGCCUCAGUUCUAUGAAGAUCUUAAAGGUGAAAUGGGCUUCAUAGAAAAGGCUGAACAAGAGUUGUUCAAAAGUAGUGUAGAGCUGUCCGCCAUAGACAUCGCACCGGUUAACAUUGAAUAUGAUAAAGAAUGA